This is a messenger RNA of Australozyma saopauloensis, 642 nucleotides long. RefSeq lists its product as uncharacterized. Bases 1 to 642 code for a protein of 213 amino acids. The transcript has a single exon. The record is from RefSeq and is a predicted model, not a curated record. Lineage: Eukaryota; Fungi; Ascomycota; Pichiomycetes; Serinales; Metschnikowiaceae.
AUGGGAAAGGAAAAAGGCGAAUUGUCGCUGAUCAUUUCCGAAGUAGUAGCGCUCAACACCAAAGCGGCUAAAUUAGGCGCCAAAGGACUUGGUUUGAUGCAAAAAACAAGCGGUUUGAAACAAGUCAUAACACCUGAUGUCACGAUCAUCGAUGAUGAAGAUUGUUUCGAGGUAGACGGCAUCUCGCAGAAAACUCUCUUCCAUCUUGAGAAAAUGGAAAUUGGGCUCAGUCUGCUCAAAGAAGAGAUGAAGUAUUUGGAAGGUCUCUCGAACAAAUGUAUUCGGUUGUUUUUGGGCCCGAUCAAUGAAACUUGUUUCCAACAAGUCGGCUACUUGCGUUCGAAGAUAGCGUGGUUCAUUACCAUCGUUGAAAAGUUCACAAUGACUGGAUUAGACUUGAAGGCAUUAUUGGCGGAAGAUUGGAAAACUUUAAAGACAGAUGCGCGCGUGAUCGAUGCGGCUUUAAAACAUAUCAAGCCGUUUUCAGAGCUCAAAAUGAGUGCCAUUCAGAUCGAGUCCCGGAUGUUGGACUUCUUUGGGCCCAAGAGUCUUGCAGCUACAGAGUAUCGGGCGGCCGUUGAGUAUGGGAAAGAUUCGGUUGUUUUGUUUGACUUCUUGGGAAAGCCUGGGGCUUCUGUCUAG